UUACCUUCUUCUCCAUAUCCAAACCAUUCAUAUCGACAUUACCAACUUUUUGAUAAGCUUAAUUGCAUAUUCGGAAAGACAUGAAGUUACUCAAUCUUUUCUUUAUGUUGGCUAUGGUAAUGGACUUGGCGGCCAUUACUCUCUCCGCUAGCACUAGCGAAAAUUCUGAUCAUCGUCUGGCAGAUAGCCAAAUGGCAACCUCGUUUGGAGGAGCAGGUGGGUUUCGUCCUUUCUUCACAUGCGACAAACGCCCUGAAAUGUGCGGCACAAAAGGCCAGUUUUGCUGCAACAGAAGAUGCGUAGACCUCAAGACAGACCAAUUCAACUGUGGGAGGUGUGGCAAGACAUGUAGCUAUUCCAAGAUUUGCUGUGAAGGGAAGUGCGUGAGCCCGUUAUCCAACGAGAAGCACUGUGGAGGAUGCAACAAUAACUGUGGUAAAGGCAGCUCGUGUCUAUAUGGGAUGUGCAGUUACGCAUAAAAUUGGUUGCAGCUCGUUUGGAUAUGACGAGCUAAGUGUGCUUCAAAAGCUGAAAGAGGUCGAGUUUCCUUUUAUUAUAGAUCUGGAAUAUUGUGUGUAUCAGUAAUAAGUAAUAAAUAAAGGGCGAUGCACCAUUGAUGUGCUCGCAGAUAUUUAAAGAAGCUUUAUUUUU
Messenger RNA from Gossypium raimondii (Peruvian cotton), 651 nucleotides. RefSeq names its product stigma-specific STIG1-like protein 1. Lineage: Eukaryota; Viridiplantae; Streptophyta; Magnoliopsida; Malvales; Malvaceae. The coding region runs from base 81 to 479 and encodes 132 amino acids. The transcript has a single exon. The record is from RefSeq and is a predicted model, not a curated record.